Eriocheir sinensis (Chinese mitten crab) is the source of this 3238-nucleotide messenger RNA. RefSeq lists its product as uncharacterized. Lineage: Eukaryota; Metazoa; Arthropoda; Malacostraca; Decapoda; Varunidae. The transcript is spliced from 8 exons. The record is from RefSeq and is a predicted model, not a curated record. Bases 551 to 1534 code for a protein of 327 amino acids.
GGCUUCCCAGUGGCUUUCCUCGGGUUGUUGGCGCCGAGGGAGACAGUCAAGCAGCAGGUGACGUGAAGGGGUGAUGGCGUGCGCGUUACAUCACCCACUUCCACAAACUCGAGAGGAUUGUUAAGGCGUGUAACCUCCGUGAAGACUCCUUGCUCGUGACACUAGAAAGAAGAACAAAAGAGAAAAAAGUAAUUAGAAAAGACAAGAAAAAAAAAAAAAAAGAAAAUAAGAAAAAAAAGAAGAAAACACGAGACUUAACAUCAUCUUACUUUUAUUCUGUGACCAAAAAAGAAGCAAAAAAGACAAAGAAACUCCCAAACAAACAAAAAAAAAACGAAGUAGAAAACAAAAAAAGAAAACAAAAACUAGCAAAAAAAGACAAAGAAGAAAACACAAGACUAAACUCCAUCUUACUUUUACUCUCAGUGGCCAAAAAAAGAAGAAAAAAAAAAAGACGAAAAAAAACAACAACAGACAGAAUCCAAAACUUUUUACCUGUGAAUCCCUGGACUGAAUCAAGGUGUGCCGCGCCCCGCCCCUCACCUGCCCGAUGCCCCACACACCUGUACCACACCUGUCUGGCCCCUUCAAUGCCCACGCGCACCACGACAAGAUGACGGGAGAAAUGAAAUACGCAACCACAGAUCACAGCAUCCCCUCCUCCUCCUCCUCCUCCUCCCCACCUCAGCGCCUCCUCCUCCUCCUCCUCCUCGUUCUCUCCACAAUGAGUAUGAUGAAAGGUGUUAGCGGCGUUCAGGUACACAGCGUCAAGGUACCAAAUCCCGGAGUGCAGGGACGGCCGGCAAAGUUGGAGUGCGUCUGGAGUGCCGGCGACCGAGGCUUCUACUCCGUGCGCUGGUACAAGGACGAGGAACAGUUCUACAGCUUCGUGCCCAAGAACAAACCGCAAGUGAAGGUGGAUCAUGACAUAAGGGGUGUGAGCGUGGAGCUGAACAAGUCGGACGAGCGUGUGGUCAGCCUGAGGGGGUUACAGCUGGAGUCUGAGGGCGUCUACAGGUGUGAGGUCAUGAGCGAGAGUCCCUACUUCGAGUCCUCCUUCGCUUCGAGUAACCUGACUGUCGUGGCCCUGCCCGAGGCCCCCACCCUGAGCGGACUACGUAACAGCUACCGCGUGGGGGAGACCAUGAAUGUGAUCUGUACCGCCAAGGACACACGCCCCCCCGCCCUCCUCACCUUCUACAUGAACACCGAGCCCAUCACCACUGAAUCAGGGAGGAUGACCACACUGCCUAUACGAGAGGGGAGUAUGCCCGGCCUAUACCACACCUCGGCAGUCCUGGAACGUCCCCUCGGAAGCCGCCACUCCCCCAUCGUGAAGGUCGUGUGUCAGGCCAAGGUGCUCACGGUGUCGACCAAGGUGGAGGUGAACGUUGAGGUGCAUGGACACUCUGGUUCCGCCCCGCUGUCUCUUUUGAACACUGGCUCCGGCCCCAGCCCCGCCUUCCCCGCGCUGCUGCUGCUGCCGGCGCUGCUUCUCACCUGCCUCACACACCUGCUCGCCGCCGCCAGAUGAUAAUGAGGCUGCACACCUGUCUUGCUCACCCGGGGACGCGUUACCUGCGGGCCCGUCGACACCUACACCUGUCCCUCCCUCCCCCUGACUUACCUGUAGAUUGAUGGAUGGAUGGACUGCUUUUUUGUGUGUUUGUUUUUGGUAGUUUGUGUGUGUGGGAAAUCGUGUAUACUCGUGUGGAAGCCAGUUUUUUUUAAAUUUUUUUUUUAUGUAUGUCAAUCACAGCUUAUACUCCUCUAAAAGUCAGAUGUUUCCUUUUUAUUUCAUGUAUACUCUUGUGAAGGUCAGCUGUUUAUUUUUAAGGGGGGGAGGGGGGGGGGGUUGAGUAAACACAUGUCACAAACUCGUAUAUACUCCUGUGAAAAUUAGGCCCCCUCACUCCCCUUUAAUUAACUACAUCUUACAGAACUACAAGCACAAUACUUAUAACCUUUUAGACAAGUAUAGAUGGAGAACUUACUUACAACUUUACUGGGACUAACACAUGAUUAUAAUAACGACUGGGGACUUAAUUAAACCCCCCUAGCGAAGUCAUUUAUCUGUCUUUUGUCCCUUUAACUUGCCCUUUAAAAAUACAGAUCAAAAUACUUCACUUUCCACCUAUCUCAAGACGGACGAUGUACAACAUUACCGGGACGACCACAAGACGACAAAGGAGUAAUGUCAACACUUAUCGUAGUAGUUUAUAUGUAAAUUGUCCUAUCGCUUUCCCUUUCAAGACGCGAAUCAAAACACUUUCCCUUUCACACGAGUAUACACGAGCGACACACACCUUUACCUGUACCGAACAAACAAUCUUAUUCCACCUGAAGACUAGCCAGGUAGAUUUUUUCAUAUGCCCUUCACUUUCCCUUUUAAAAUACGGAUCAAAACACUUUCCCUUUCACAUGAGUAUACACGAGCGACACACACCUUUACCUGUACCGGACACACACUCUUAUUACACCUGAGGACUAAGCAGGUAGAUUGUGUCAUAUGCCUUUCACUUUCCCUUUUAAAAUACAGAUCAAAACACUCUCUUUCACACGAGUAUACAAAUGCUAUACACCUUUACCUGGCCCAACACAUGAUAUAAUAACACCUGAAGACUAGACAGGUAGAUUAUGUCAUAUGUCCUUCACUUUCCCUUUAAAAAUACAGGUAGCUUUUGUCAUAUGCCCCUUCACUUUCCCUUUUAAAAUACGGAUCAAAACACUUUCCCUUUCACACGAGUAUACGCGAAUGACACACUAAUAAUACAUACCUUUACCUGGCCCAACACAUGAACGUAUACCCAUAGGACCCUUAAUACAGGUGCGGCCACGUCAGGUGUACGAUGACUCCCUAAUUAAACACAGCGUAGAGGUGUCGUGCGUGUAGGCGGACUAUCGGACAUUGUACUCAUUAUUAUUAUUAUAUAUAUAUAUAUACAUGGUAGUUACCGAUGAUGAUGAUGAUGAUGGAUAUUAUUCUGUAAGGUAAGGUGUCAUAAUACUAGGUUUAAUAUGUAUAACCGUGCACUCAUAUACAUACAUACAAACACAGACUCAUACGUACACACAUACAUACACACACGAUGGAUAUGCUAAUUAAACCCACACACCAACCCUGUUUUUUUUGUAUAUAUAUUUUUAACUCAUUUUUUUUCCUUUCCCUUCUCUUUUCCAGCGUAAUCAUUAGCCCGCUUAUUAUUGCCUUGCCAAAUAAAAAAAUGCGUCACAAAAA